Antechinus flavipes (yellow-footed antechinus) is the source of this 9171-nucleotide messenger RNA. RefSeq names its product piezo type mechanosensitive ion channel component 2 (gene PIEZO2). Gene Ontology annotation, cellular component: plasma membrane. Lineage: Eukaryota; Metazoa; Chordata; Mammalia; Dasyuromorphia; Dasyuridae. The coding region runs from base 93 to 8048 and encodes 2651 amino acids. Gene Ontology annotation, biological process: regulation of membrane potential; cellular response to mechanical stimulus; detection of mechanical stimulus. Gene Ontology annotation, molecular function: monoatomic cation channel activity; mechanosensitive monoatomic ion channel activity. The record is from RefSeq and is a predicted model, not a curated record. The transcript is spliced from 49 exons.
CAUGGGAGAAGACAUUUCGUCAGAUUGGCUUUGAAAGCUUGAAGGGAGCAGAUGCUGGCAAUGGGAUCAGAGUAUUUGUACCAGAUAUUGGAAUGUUCAUUGCUAGUUUGACCACAUGGCUCGUUUGCAGAAAUAUUGUACAGAAGCCAGUGCCAGAAGAUGCAGCCCAGUACAACAUGCAAUUUGAAAAUGAAGAAAUGGCUGGAAGAGAAAAAGCAGAUUCUGAAGAAGCCUUGCUAUAUGAAGAGGACUUAGAUGCAGGAGAUGCUAUUGAAGGGGAAUUGGAAGAAAGUACAAAAUUAAAAAUAUUGCGUAGGUUUGCCUCACUUGCUUCCAGAUUGAAAGAGUUCAUUGGCAACAUGAUUGCCACUGCUGGAAAAGUUGUUGUGACCAUCUUACUUGGUUCAACAGGUAUGAUGUUACCAUCUUUGACUUCAUUAGUAUAUUUCUUUGUAUUUUUGGGACUAUGCACAUGGUGGUCUUGGUGUCGCACUUUUGACCCCCUGAUAUUCAGCUGCCUUUGUGUUUUAAUGGCCAUCUUCUCUGCUGGGCACUUGAUUGGACUUUAUUUGUACCAGUUUCAAUUCUUUCAAGAAGCAGUUCCACCUGGAGACUACUAUGCAAGGUUAUUUGGCAUCACAUCAGUAAUUCAAACAAACUGUUCAAGCACAUGGAAGAUCAUAGUGCACCCAAAGUUGUCCUGGUAUCAUCACGCCAACCCCAUUCUAUUACUGGUGACAUAUUAUACUCUGGCAACUCUGAUUCGACUUUGGCUACAAGAACCCAUUGUUCAGGAUGAUGAAACCUAUGAUGAAGAUAAAGAUAUGCCUUGCAGUCCUGUACAAAUCACUGCAGAAAGAAGGCGAAGUUUGUGGUAUGCAACCCACUACCCAACUGAUGAGAGAAAACUGUUGUCCAUGACCCAAGAUGACUACAAACCAUCUGAUGUUCUGUUGGUCACUGUGAAUGGCGCUCCUGUUGAUUAUCAUACCAUACAUCCUAGCCUGCCCAUUGAGAAUGGCCCAGCCAAAACUGACAUGUAUUCCACACCACAGUACAGAUGGGAGCCAUCUGAUGAAACAUCAGAAAAGAAAGAGGAAGAAGAAGAGGAGGAAGAAGAAAAUAGGAGCCAAGAGGAAAAGCCAAAUGUUAAAGUACAUGCCAUGGUCUCUGUGUUUCAGUUUAUUAUGAAACAAAGUUACAUCUGUGCUCUCAUUGCCAUGAUGGCUUGGAGUAUUACAUAUCAUAGCUGGCUGACUUUUGUGCUGUUGAUUUGGUCUUGCACUCUUUGGAUGAUUCGCAACAGAAGAAAAUAUGCAAUGAUCAGUUCUCCUUUCAUGGUUGUUUAUGGGAAUCUGCUACUGACAUUACAAUACAUAUGGUCUUUUGACCUUGAGGAAAUUAAAGAGGUUCCAGGAUUUCUAGAAAAAAAAGCACCAGGGGAACUUGCAUCAAAGAUUCUUUUUACCAUUACUUUCUGGCUGCUGCUUAGACAGCACCUCACAGAGCAAAAAGCACUACAAUUAAAGGAAGCUCUUUUAUCUGAGGUUAAAAUUGGAAGCCAGGAAGAUGAGGAAAAAGAAGAUGAUGAACUUCAAGACAUAGAAGUGGAAGGAGAACCCAAGGAAAAAGAAGAAGAUAAAGGAAAGAUAAAAAAGCAGGAAAGCAAGAAAGAAGAAGAUCAUGAUGAAGAAGAUGAUGACCAGGACAUUAUGAAAGUGAUGGGAAAUUUGGUGAUGGCCAUGUUCAUUAAAUAUUGGAUUUAUGUUUGUGGAGGAAUGUUCUUCUUUGUCAGCUUUGAGGGUAGAAUUGUAAUGUACAAAAUCAUCUAUAUGGUGCUCUUCCUGUUUUGUGUGGCAUUGUAUCAGGUCCACUAUGAAUGGUGGAGGAAGAUACUAAAAUACUUUUGGAUGUCAGUUGUUAUUUACACUAUGCUGGUGCUUAUAUUCAUAUACACAUAUCAGUUUGAAAAUUUUCCAGGCCUUUGGGAGAAUAUGACAGGAUUAAAUAAAGAAAAGCUAGAAGAUCUUGGUUUGAAGAAGUUUACUAUUACAGAGUUAUUUACUCGCAUAUUUAUCCCAACUUCCUUUUUACUUGUGUGCAUAUUACAUCUUCAUUAUUUCCAUGACCGCUUCCUGGAGCUCACAGACUUAAAGUCUAUACCCAGCAAAGAGGACAACACCAUCUACAGACUGGCGAACCCAGAGGGAAGCCUUCCAGACCUCGCCAUGAUGAAUCUAACUGCAAGCAUGGAAAAAGAGGCAAUGAGGAGGCUUGAAGAGGAUGGUCAGGAGAAGACAGAAGAGUACUAUGAGGAAGAAGAAAAAGGUGGGGAUAGGAAAGACAGUGAAGAUGAAGAAGAAGAAGAUGAAGAUGGUGAGGAGGAAUCUGAGGAGGAAGAAGAAACUUCAGAUAUAAGAAACAAAUGGCAUCUAGUAAUUGACCGUCUCACAGUACUAUUCUUAAAAUUCCUGGAGUACUUUCACAAACUGCAGGUUUUCAUGUGGUGGAUUUUGGAAUUGCAUAUCAUCAAAAUUGUUUCAUCAUAUAUCAUCUGGGUUACAGUAAAAGAGGCAAGUACACUUUUGAUUCUCGUAUUGAGCUUAGAUGCUGAAGAUCUUGUGUAUGUGCUUAUGGGUAAAUCACCUUAUAUCUCUGACAGUCAGCUUUAUCAUCUGCGAACAGCGAUGAUCUAUAUUAUCUAUGACCAAUAUAGUGAGGUGUCUCUCUUCAACUAUGUAUUUUUGAUUUCUUGGGCUUUUGCUUUGCCAUAUGCCCAACUACGUCGUCUGGCUUCAAGCAUCUGCACUGUCUGGACGUGUGUGAUUAUUGUCUGCAAAAUGUUAUACCAGCUUUCCACCAUUGAUCCUGUCAAAUUUUCUGUUAAUUGUACCUGGAAUAAUCUACUGAUGCUAGCUAUUCUAGCUUUUGAAGUAACUAUUUACCGCCAUCAGGAAUAUUAUAGAUGUAGAAAUAACCUUACAGCACCUGUGUCUAAAACCAUUUUUCAUGACAUUACAAGAAUGCAUCUGGAUAAUGGACUCAUCAAUUGUGCCAAGUAUUUCAUAAAUUACUUUUUCUACAAGUUUGGGUUGGAGACUUGUUUUCUAAUGUCAGUUAAUGUAAUUGGCCAACGAAUGGACUUCUAUGCUAUGAUUCAUGCUUGUUGGCUAAUUGCCGUAUUAUAUAGAAGAAGAAGAAAAGCUAUUGCAGAAAUCUGGCCAAAGUACUGCUGCUUUCUGGCAUGUAUCAUUACAUUCCAGUACUUUGUGUGCAUUGGCAUUCCACCUGCUCCUUGUAGAGAUGACUUCAUGCUGCUAUUGUGUGCUUCCUUACAACGACAAACUUUUGAGGAUGAAAACAAAGCUGCAGUGCGGAUCAUGGCUGGGGAUAAUGUAGAAAUAUGUAUGAGCCUUGAUGCAGCAUCUUUUAGCCAACAUAAUCCUGUGCCAGAUUUCAUUCACUGCCGAUCUUAUUUGGACAUGUACAAAGUGAUUAUCUUUAGCUAUCUCUUCUGGUUUGUUCUUACAAUCAUCUUCAUUACUGGAACCACUAGGAUCAGCCUAUUCUGCAUGGGUUAUUUGGUGGCCUGUUUCUAUUUCCUGCUGUUUGGAGGGGAUUUGCUGUUGAAACCCAUCAAAAGCAUCCUCCGCUGUUGGGACUGGCUGAUCGCAUAUAAUGUUUUUGUGAUUACAAUGAAAAAUAUACUGUCAAUUGGAGCAUGUGGUUAUAUUGAGUCCUUGGUGCAGAAGAAUUGCUGGCUGAUCCAAGCCUUCAGCUUGGCUUGUACAGUAAAAGGCUACAAAAUGCCUCUUGAUAAUAAGGAAUGCAAAUUGCCCAGUGGUGAGGCUGGGAUUAUCUGGGACAGUAUAUGUUUUGCAUUCCUUUUGCUACAAAGAAGAGUUUUCAUGAGUUACUAUUUCCUCCAUGUGGUUGCUGACAUAAAAGCUUCACAGAUCCUGGCAUCAAGAGGUGCUGAACUUUUCCAGGCUACAAUUGUAAAGGCUGUGAAAGCAAGAAUGGAGGAAGAGAAAAAAUCAAUGGACCAGCUGAAGAGACAAAUGGACCGCAUCAAAGCCAGGCAACAGAAAUACAAAAAGGGGAAAGAGAGAAUGUUGAGUUUGACCCAGGAAUCAGGUGAAGGACAGAGUCUUCAAAGAGUCUCUGAAGAGGAUGAUGAAAGAGAAGCAGACAAACAGAAAGCCAAGGGCAAAAAAAAGCAGUGGUGGCGGCCUUGGGUUGAUCAUGCUUCCAUGGUCAGGAGUGGAGAUUAUUAUUUGUUUGAGACGGAUAGUGAAGAGGAAGAAGAAGAAGAAGAAAAAAAAGAUGAAGAACCACCAAAAAAGUCAGCGUUCCAGUUUGUUUAUCAGGCCUGGAUAACUGAUCCCAAAACAGCUCUCCGACAGAGAAGAAAGGAAAAGAAAAGGUCUGCAAGAGAAGAGCAAAAACGUAGGAGGAAAGGAUCUGGAGAAGGUCCUGUGGAAUGGGAAGACCGAGAAGAUGAACCAUUAAAAAAGAAAUCUGAUGGUCCAGAUAAUAUCAUCAAAAGGAUAUUCAAUAUUUUAAAGUUUACCUGGGUCCUGUUUUUGGCAUCAGUGGAUAGUUUUACAACUUGGCUUAAUUCAAUUUCACGAGAGCACAUAGACAUAUCUACAGUACUAAGAAUUGAGCGAUGCAUGCUGACCAGAGAAAUUAAAAAGGGUAAUGUUCCAACUCGGGAAAGCAUCCAUAUGUACUAUCAGAAUCACAUUAUGAAUCUUUCUAGAGAGUCAGGACUGGACACAAUUGAUGAAAACCCUGGUGCUUCUUCAAGCUUAAAAACAGCCCAACGGAUGGAUAGCUUAGAUUCUCAUGACAGUAUUUCCAGCUGCUACACUGAAGCAACCUUGCUGUUCUCAAGGCAGUCCACCCUUGAUGAUUUAGAUGGACGAGAAACUAUUCCUAAAACAAGUGAGCGGGCCCGGCCUAGGCUUCGUAAAAUGUACAGCAUGGAUAUGUCCUCUUCAUCAGCUGACAGUGGCAGUUUAGCAUCAAGUGAGCCCACCCAGUGUACCCUAUUAUAUUCUCGCCAAGGAACAACUGAAACUAUUGAGGAAGUAGAAGCAGAGCAAGAAGAAGAAGUAGUGGGCCCUUUGCCUGAACUAAAAGAUGAAGAAGAUGAUGAGUAUGAUGAGGACUCAGUGGAGGUGGAUCUCACCUCAGAUGCUGAGUUGCCACAGUAUUCCACUAUGGAGACUGUGGAUACAAUAGAUACUGUGGAUGGUGAUGUAGAGGCUCCACCUUCCUAUAGCAAAGCAGUGAGCUUUGAACGCCUCUCCUUUGGCUCCCAUGAUGCCUCUGAUGACAAGAACCAUAUGGUAGUGAGUCCAGAUGAUAGCCGGACAGAUAAGUCGGAGAUAAGCAUCCCACUCCCUUUGACACAUGAGCUGACAGCUAGUGAACUUCUUUUAAACAAGAUGUUUCAUGAUGAAGAGCUAGAAGAGUCAGAAAAAUUUUAUGUUGAUCAGCCUCGGUUCUUGCUCCUGUUUUAUGCUCUCUAUAAUACUCUAGUGGCCCGUUCAGAAAUGGUGUGUUAUUUUGUGAUUAUACUCAAUCACAUGAUCUCUGCUUCCAUGAUUACCCUUGUACUUCCUAUCCUUAUCUUCCUUUGGGCCAUGUUGUCAGUUCCUAGGCCCAGUAGGCGUUUCUGGAUGACAGCCAUUGUCUAUACAGAGGUGGCCAUUGUCAUCAAAUAUUUCUUCCAAUUUGGUUUCUUUCCCUGGAACAAGAAUCUGGAUUUCUACAAAGAUAAGCCAUACCAUCCACCAAACAUCAUUGGAGUAGAGAAAAAAGAGGGUUAUGUGCUUUAUGAUCUUAUUCAACUCUUGGCUCUUUUCUUCCACAGAUCAAUUUUAAAGUGUCAUGGUUUAUGGGAUGAAGAUGAUACUGUUGACACUGGGACCAAUAAAGAUGAUUCUGAUGAUGAACUCUCACUAAACACGGGAAGAAGAGAUUCCUCUGACUCUCUGAAAUCUAUCAAUCUCGCAGCAUCAGUGGAAUCGGUACAUGUCCACUUCCCAGAGCAACAGGCAGCCAUCAGACGAAAGAGCUCCAGCAGCAAUUCACACCUGUCCCACAGAUCUAGUUUCUCCUCAAACAGAUCUAAGAGAGGCAGCACCAGUACUCGGAACAGUAGUCAAAAAGGAAGCAGCGUACUCAGCAUCAAGCAAAAGAGCAAAAAGGAGCUAUAUAUGGAAAAGUUCCAAGAACAUGUCAUCAAAGCAAAAGCAUUCACUAUAAAAAAGACCCUCCAGAUAUAUGUGCCCAUCCGACAAUUCUUUUAUAACCUCAUCCACCCAGACUACAGUGCUGUGACUGAUGUAUAUGUGCUGAUGUUUCUUGCUGACACUGUGGACUUCAUCAUUAUUGUGUUUGGCUUUUGGGCCUUUGGGAAACACUCAGCAGCAGCAGACAUCACAUCUUCAUUAUCAGAAGAUCAAGUCCCUGAGGCAUUUUUGGUAAUGGUGCUCAUUCAAUUUGGAACCAUGGUUGUAGAUCGAGCAUUAUAUCUCCGGAAGACUGUUUUGGGAAAAGUGAUUUUCCAAGUCAUUCUUGUGUUUGGAAUACACUUCUGGAUGUUCUUCAUCUUGCCAGGUGUGACUGAGAGGAAGUUCAGCCAGAACCUUGUUGCUCAGCUUUGGUAUUUUGUGAAAUGUGUUUAUUUUGGCCUGUCUGCCUACCAGAUUCGCUGUGGCUAUCCAACUCGAGUACUGGGAAACUUCCUCACCAAAAGUUACAAUUAUGUCAACCUCUUCUUAUUUCAAGGGUUUCGCCUGGUUCCAUUUUUGACUGAAUUGAGAGCCGUGAUGGACUGGGUGUGGACAGACACCACUCUGAGCCUUUCCAGCUGGAUCUGUGUAGAAGAUAUUUAUGCUCACAUAUUCAUUCUGAAGUGCUGGCGGGAAUCUGAAAAAAGAUACCCCCAGCCUCGAGGACAGAAGAAAAAAAAGGUUGUAAAGUAUGGCAUGGGAGGCAUGAUCAUUGUCCUACUGAUUUGUAUUGUCUGGUUCCCCCUCCUUUUCAUGUCUCUGAUCAAGUCAGUUGCUGGGGUCAUCAAUCAGCCCCUCGAUGUUUCUGUCAAGAUAACUCUAGGAGGGUAUCAGCCUAUUUUCACAAUGAGUGCUCAACAGAGCCAAUUGAAACUUAUGGAGCCAGCUUUGUUUAGAUCAUUUCUAAAGAAUUAUUCAACAAAUACUAAUGCUAUGCAAUUUCUGGAAAAUUAUCAAAGAGAAGACAUAACAGUAGUAGAACUGGAAGGAAAUUCAAAUUCUUUGUGGACCAUCAGCCCUCCCAGUAAGCUGAAAAUGAUAAAAGAACUCAAGGAUUUUAAUAAUAGCUUCUCUCUUGUUUUUUCAUGGAGUAUUCAGAGAAACCUCAGUCUGGGUGCAAAAGCAGAAAUAGCAUCAGAUAAGAUUUCUUUUAAACUUGAGAAUGACACCAGAAAAUCUAUUGCAGAUAUGAUGUCUGACAACAAAACCACAGUGACACCAGCGACUAUAAAAGGAAUAUAUCCAUAUUACCUCAAAGCUCCUAGUGAUGCCAAUACAAAACCCAUAAAGCAGCUUUUAAAAGAUAAUAAUUUUAAAGAUAUAACCAUCAUUUUGUCCCGAGACAACAACAGUAUAACUGAGAACGAGUGGUGGGUUCUCAACCAGCUUGGAAACAAGUUACAUAAUAAAAAUAAUCAAGGUUUGGAGUUGGUGGUAUUCAAUGACAAAGUUAGCCCUCCCAGUCUUGGAUUUCUUGCUGGUUAUGGCAUUAUGGGACUGUAUGCUUCCGUUGUCCUUGUAAUUGGGAAGUUUGUUCGUGAAUUCUUCAGUGGGAUCUCUCACUCUAUAAUGUUUGAAGAGCUUCCAAAUGUAGAUAGAAUUUUGAAAUUGUGCACCGACAUUUUCUUAGUAAGAGAGACAGGGGAACUGGAACUAGAGGAAGACUUAUAUGCCAAACUGAUAUUCUUGUAUCGCUCACCAGAGACAAUGAUCAAAUGGACUAGGGAAAAAGACAACUGAUGCUGUGAGAUACAAAAUGCAAAUAAAAUUGACAUUUAAUUUUUUUAAAAGCACAAAAUUCUCAGAAGAACCAAGUGUUUUAUAGUUGGGCAUUGGUGAUCUCUCCCAGAUCUCUUGGAAUCCAUGCCACCUUUUCGACUAAGGGAUGAUGGAGAAGAUUGGUUUUGAUGUUUUUAAAUUCCACUUCUAUCAAACCAUGGGAACUUGAUUUAUAAUGUUGUCAGCAGUGUCUGACACUGUGGCCAAGCAAAAGAGCCAUAUGAAUUCCGAGAAGACCAAGAGAGAAAAGAAGAAAAAGAAAAGAUGACCAUGGAUGGUUUAACUGGGUCUACAAUGGUAACACCGUUUGGGUAUACAAAAUCCAGUUUUCCAUCACUAACUGUGAAGAAGCUAUAAUGGAAAAUCAGGAGACCGCCAGCACACAAGCAGUGGGGAAUAGCAACUUGAGGCUGCCUCUUCGCACUAUUCUGUUUUUGACUAAACAGAAAUAUUGAUCCAUUGAGACCUCAAACAGAGAACAAGCCUCAUUCUAAGCAAAAAGAUAACCUUAGUGAUAAUCUCUUACUGCCUUAUUUUAUUUGAAAAAAAUCAUAUGAAGAAAAUUUCCAUUAAAUAUCAAUGACUUCUCAGGAAAAACAAAAAAACAAAAACAAAAACAAGUGAAACCCAUUUUGCUAAGAUCCCGCUAAUUGCUAACACCAAUGACGUCGACUGUUUUAUGAGGUUAUUUGCUUCAUAGUUACUGCUCCUCGUUAGACAUAGACAUACAAUAUAAAACAAGGCAACUCAAUUAUAUAAGGAGCACUUUGACUUUAUAAAUCUUUAAUAACUGAGGUCAUAAACAUCCUCCUGCCUUUUCCCCAUCCUUUAACAUGCUUUUCCCCCAUUUUGAUGAUUUAAGGCAAUGAUUUUUCCAGUAUGUGACAUUUUCCUUCCAGUUUUUCAGGUAUACCAAAGUGUUUACAAAUUCCAACUCACAUUUUUACAUCCAAGACGGGUUUUUUAAGUUCAUAAUUAUGAAAGAAGUAUGUGUAUGAGCUUGGGGGAAAUAAAAUGGCCUUUUUCUUAAAUUAUUAUGAUUGGUGAUGCAACCUCUUCAUUAAAGAACAAUGUAGCAUGAAAA